Molecule: messenger RNA, 2816 nt
Organism: Phasianus colchicus (ring-necked pheasant)
Lineage: Eukaryota; Metazoa; Chordata; Aves; Galliformes; Phasianidae
Gene: PSMF1
Product: proteasome inhibitor subunit 1
Biological process (GO): proteasome-mediated ubiquitin-dependent protein catabolic process
Molecular function (GO): proteasome binding; endopeptidase inhibitor activity
Source: RefSeq, a predicted model, not a curated record
CAGGGAGAUGAUUCACAGGAAUGGGCAGUGCUGAGCAGCAGGAUUGGCUGCGGUCAGUUGUUCAGCUUCAGUGACUUCUUGAGGGGGAAAUGGAAAGACUGGACAGCGCAGGCUAAUUAACAGACGCAUCAUGAAGUCAAUAUGAAUCAGAGCAUUCCCAAGGAGCUGGAGAUCAGAUUGGGAAAGCAGCAGAUGAUGCCUUUCCUUGGCACAGGGCUCCUUCACCCAGAUGCUGCUCCAGCCCCCUGAGCCGAGGACUUGCUGAUAACACCGGCUGCAGAGCUGGGAAACUCAGCGGCAAUUUUAACUCAGGUGAUGUAGACAGGGAAAGGAGACGAAGCAUAGGAAUAACCCUGUCAGUGGCUCAUUGCAGCGUCAGUUCCUUCAGGUAACAAGGGAAGUGCUCAAUUCAGGGGUGCACGUGAACACAGCUGCAGGUUCUCUAGAUUUUUAUUAACUGGGGCAGCCAGUGUUCCGGUCACAACGCUUCUGGUGAGAAAGAGCCCAGGCUUAGGGAGCAGGAGCCGGGCAGGAACCGGCACACGGACACCAGCGAGCCCUGCCACAUCCAAGGGCACCUCCGAGUGGGAGCAGCACGUUUCUCAGGGAAACGCCUGCCCUCCCAGCCCCCGCGGCGGCCAUUUCACUCCAUCCCCCCCGACCCCCCCCAGGCCUCCACCCGGCGCUGCACAGCAGACGGGAGCCCCCUAGUGAGGGCCGGCCCGGCUCAGCCCAGCUCGUGGACGCGGCUCCGGCCCGGCUCUACGAAGGGGAGGGCCCGGCCCGGCCCGGCCGCGCCUGCUCUGUGCGGAGCGGAACGGAGCGGCCAUGGCGGGGUUGGAGCUGCUGUACCGCUCGGCUCAAGCCGCUAUUUCCUGCCCGCAGGAUGCAUUGGUUUGCGGGAUCCACUGGGAGCUGAUCCAGCACGGCUACCGCUGCCUCGGUGCCGGAGAGCAGCCAGGUCCUGAUGAAAGGAAGUCAGAGCUGCUGCCCGCUGGCUGGGAAGCCAACAGGGAGGUGUAUACACUGCGCUACAAGUCCACAGAUGAUGCCCAGGAACUGCUGCUGAAAGCCAUUGUGGUGGAAGACAGCAUGAUCCUCAAUGUCAUGGAUCGUGCUUCUCAGAAGGUGGCAGACGUGACCUUGGCAGUGGCUGACUACAUCAACCCAGAGCACCUAAAUGAUUUCCACAAGGUCUACAAAAACAUGGAGGAGUUGAAGACGAGGAUUGCUUCAGGUAUCAUCAGUCCCCUCGGGGUCCCCACAGAAAAGGCCAGGAAGGAGUCCCAGGCAGAGAAGAAAGAUCCUGUCUCGCCCCAGGAUUAUAACCCCCUUGGAAUCCCACCCCGGCAUCCUGCAGGCAUGAGAGCACCAUCGUGGCCUUCUCCUUUGAACCCUUUCGCUGUUGGUGGGCAGGACCUGGAUCCUUUGGGAGGUCGGAGUGGCGGAAUGAUCGUUGAUCCUCUCCGGUCUGGAUUCCCGCAGCCCGGCAUUGACCCAUCAGCAGGUCUCCCCGGCCGCCUUCCCCCAGGAGCAGUUCCACCAGGAGCCAGAUUUGACCCCUUUGGCCCCUUAGGGGCUGGUAGGGCUGGGCCAGAUCCUGACCACCUCCCACCUCCAGGCUACGAUGACAUGUUCAUGUGAGGAGUCACUGAGUGGUUUCUCAGCUAGCUGCAGCCAGAGCAGUUUCCUGGAGCGAGGAGCACUUUCUCCUCUUGAUUCCCUUCUUUGGUGGACUUUGAUCUUUUCAACAGCGAUUUUCCUCUCCCUGCUCAGGGCUACGCUCCUGUGUUUCAGACUGGCUAUAAAGGUUUCCAUAUGCACAGAACAAAAGAGGAAGCAGUAGGUCCAUUUCUUUCUCUGCUCCUCCAAGGGUAGCUGGCUGUGGGUACGCAGCAGACAUGGGCCUGCCCUGUGCCAGGGCAGCGUCGGGAGCAGUGUGGUGUGCUGAGAGCAGCCCUGGGCUUUGAGGUUUCCUCCUCUCCUUGUCCAGGGUGACAUAGCUUUUGCUGCUGGGAUUACGCAUGCAGUCAGUGGUAAGGAGGGAGCUGGCUUCUUGCCACUCCCAUGGUGGGGAGCUGCAAUAGCCUCGCUGAAAGCUUCAGCUGGAGAAGGCUUCCCAUGUAGUGGUGGUUUCUCUCUUGCUCUUUAUCUAAAGAGUGCUGAUCAGCAUGGAGGGCUAAAGCCCAUCUCACAGGGUCUUUGUGGGCAGACCCCCAGUAGUGGCUCAGGUGGGCUUCUGCAUGGGCAUGCAGACUGGAUGUGAGGGGCUCCAACAGCAAAGCCUUUGACAUGCAUGAAAAGAGACAUACAGUGAAUUCCUGGCAUUAUCUGGCCCCCUGUAGCCAUGCUGUCCUUCAUUCUUGGGGAUGUGUGCCAAACCCACAGGUAGCGUGGAGAGCUGCCUGUUGGGCACCGUGUUGGGUUGGGGUGGAGCAGAGGGUUUGCGUGCCUACCUGAACUCUGGGUCCAGCACAGUCUCUCUGCGCCUGAUGGAGCUGAAGGAUUUGGGGCUUUACUUUGCAGCAGGUUUAUAGGAACAUGUUUCACUAUUGUCCGUCCCAUGGCAUGAGACCUGUGUGGCUCUGCCCAGCUGGACUCUGUGCUGCCAUCACCAAACGGCUUGUGGAGGAAGGACAAGACCUGCAUGGCUCAUAGGAUUCUCAGCUCUUUCUGGAACCCCCUCCCUUUCCUGCAGCUCCCCCUGUGUCAUAUAAUUUUGGGGCUGGAGCCCACUAGGAGUUCAGUACUGUAUUUUCUUCUCAUGGUUUGAUUUCUUGGAAGGUUAAUGAGUUUGAAAUAAAAAUCUGACAACA